UUGCAGUUCUCCAAGCUGCAAGAGAGGGUGGAGACAGCAGAAUCGCGGGUGUCUGUCCUGGAGACCAUGACUGAUGACCUUCAGUGGGACAUCGACAAGAUCCGCAAGAGAGAGCAGAGGCUCAGCCGCCACCUGGCCGACGUCCUGGAGCGAGUAAAUUCCAAAGGCUACAAGGUGUAUGGAGCUGGGAGCAUCCUCUGUGUGGGAACAAUCACCAUUAGUGCCUGCAAGGUACAACUGAGCGAGUCUGUGGCUCCACUUGCAGCUCAGUGCGUUGGCCCCAUUAAUCGGGAGAUGAGUCACCUCAUCAGCAGCCUCCAGAAUCACAAGCACCAGCUGAAGGGAGAGAUGCUGAGAUACAAGCGCAAACUGAGAGAGGCCCAGUCUGACCUGAGCAAGAUCCGCUCUCGCAGUGGCAGUGCUCUUCUCCAGUCCCAGUCCAGCACUGAAGACACAAAGGAGGAACCUGCAGAGAUCAAGCAGGAGCCUGCUGAUCCUUCUGCCCACGGGACUGUUCCCAAGGCUGCUUCUGAAGAUGUAAAUGAGAUGAAGGCCAGGAAGGCCCAGGAGAGCCAAAAGGAGAUGAAACUGUUGCUAGAUACGUACCACUCUGCCCCCAAAGUGCAGAGACACAAAGUGCAGCUCAUGGCAGCUGAGAAGAAGGCAAAAGCUGAGCUUGAAGAACUGAGGCAGAGGGUGAAAGGAUUGGAGGACAAGGAGAAAAAGGAGAGUAAGAAGAUGGCUGAUGAGGAUGCCCUCUGCAAGGUCCAAGCAGUGGAAGAACAGAUUGAAUAUUUACAGAAGAAACUUGCCAUGGCUAAGCAGGAGGAAGAGGCCCUGCUGUUGGAAAUGGAUGUCACAGGCCAAGCCUUUGAAGACAUGCAAGAGCAGAACAUCUGCUUGAUGCGGCAGCCGCAGAAGGAUGAUGCCAACGUCAAGCUGAUGUCAGAACGUAUCAAGUCCAACCAGAUCCAUAAGCUGCUAAAAGAGGAAAAGGAGGAGCUGGCAGACCAAGUUUUGACACUGAAAACACAGCUAAUAGGGAAAAAGGAGAGGGGACAAGAGAGCUGGUGGGGACAUGGAGGUGUGUUUUGUCUGUUUUAGGCAGCUCCACACACCAUUUGCUCUCUCCCCCACUGAGGGAAAGGGGAAAGAAUCAGAAGGGACAAAGUGAGAAAACAGGUGAGCUGAAUAAAGGCAGUUGAACA
Messenger RNA from Haemorhous mexicanus (house finch), 1208 nucleotides. Its product is annotated as E3 ubiquitin-protein ligase BRE1A-like. Gene Ontology annotation, cellular component: nucleus; HULC complex. The transcript is spliced from 8 exons. NCBI's taxonomy places the organism in Eukaryota, Metazoa, Chordata, Aves, Passeriformes, Fringillidae. The record is from RefSeq and is a predicted model, not a curated record. The annotation marks the transcript as partial. Gene Ontology annotation, molecular function: ubiquitin protein ligase activity.